AUGGGUCGCAGAAGGGCCAUCCUAUGGGCACUUUUCCCAUGCUGCAACCCCAAGAAAAAGGCCAAGACAAGAAAUAAGUUGGCUUCAUCCCAAGUCGUGGAAGCAGAGUGCCCGGAGGAGUUGGCAUGUCGACAUCUAAAAACAUACAGGGAGCAGCUUCUUAGAAGAGAAGCAGAAAUCUCGGAACUAAAAGCAGAAAGGAACAACACCAGGCUGCUGCUGGAACACCUGGAGCUCCUGGUUUCCCGGUACGUGCCGUCCCUCCAGAUGACGGUGGAGAGGCAUCAGGCGCGGUCCCCAGCCAGCAUGACCAGCGAGUUGGAGGUCCUCAGGGCACUGAGAUUGCUCUUCGAGCACCACAAGGCCCUGGACGAGAAGGUGCAGAGCCAGAGGGAGCAGGACUGGGAGUCCGCGCAGCAGACCCGCGUGGUGGCCACCAUGGCCCAGGACUUCGAGAGUGACGAGGAUGUGUCUGACGGCGAGGGCGACAGGGUCACCCUCUUCAGCUCGGCCGGUCAGCUGCCGCCCAGUGGGCAGGCCGAUGCCGACACUCUGCCUGUGAUGCCUCGGGAGCAGCUGGACACCAUCAGUGAGGAGACCCGCUGGGUGUCCGGGGGCCCCGAGGCCUUCCUGGGCCACACCCGCACAGCUGAGCCCCUGUCCCGGUUCCACGUGCAGAGCGGUCACAGGCCGGUGACCAUGUGCAGGAGCAGGCAGAGGUGGCUCCAGGAGGAAAGGGAGAGCAUGGAGCAGCGGGCCGAGGAGACUGAGAGCAGGCACCCCCCCCAAGCCUCCCGUGCUGCCGGGGCCCCGACGCCCCCACCGGCCGCCUACCUUGGGUCCCACACGGCAGCAGGAUCUGCAGAGACAGGCUGUGUGACAACUCCCGUGGAGAAGAGGCGCUGCACGCGAGGUCCCCGCCAGGUUCCUUCCAGCCCUGCGGCAGGACUCGGGCAGCCGCGCUCCAGUUCAGGCAGCUCAGUGCCCGGGAGCCCUUCUGCUGGGCACUGCGGAGCAGCACUGUGCCCUGGGGCUGGUGACCUGGGUCUGCCAGCUUUAAUGGAAGAGGUAGAAGAUGACAAGACUGCCAUCCAAUGUGAAGCCUCGAGCCCUGCCUCGCCGCGGUCCCUUUGGCUGGACCGGCUGCACACGGGGGUGCUGCGCGCAGCCAGCCCAGAGGACGUCAGGGACACCUGCAAACCACCGCCUGCUGAGCUCCCGUCCUCAGCCAGGCAGCACUCAAUGGAGGGCACGUGUGGUCUCCUGUGCAGCAGCUCUCCUGCCACGGCCGGGGACGGCCACCCUGCAGAGGACGGCCCCGGGGGCAACCCCAGCAGCAGCACCAUCAGCCAGGACUCGCUGCACAAAGCCCCGAAGAAGGGCAUCAAGUCGUGCAUCGGCCGCUUGUUUGGAAAGAAGGAAAAGGGCCAGCCUGGACACCCGGCAAGGAGGCCUUAG
This is a messenger RNA of Rangifer tarandus platyrhynchus (Svalbard reindeer), 1458 nucleotides long. Lineage: Eukaryota; Metazoa; Chordata; Mammalia; Artiodactyla; Cervidae. The record is from the annotation of a GenBank genome assembly.